Molecule: messenger RNA, 1353 nt
Organism: Schizosaccharomyces osmophilus
Lineage: Eukaryota; Fungi; Ascomycota; Schizosaccharomycetes; Schizosaccharomycetales; Schizosaccharomycetaceae
Gene: gpt2
Product: UDP-N-acetylglucosamine--dolichyl-phosphate N-acetylglucosaminephosphotransferase
Exons: 1
Coding region: 1-1353 (450 amino acids)
Biological process (GO): protein N-linked glycosylation; dolichol-linked oligosaccharide biosynthetic process
Cellular component (GO): membrane
Molecular function (GO): UDP-N-acetylglucosamine-dolichyl-phosphate N-acetylglucosaminephosphotransferase activity
Source: RefSeq, a predicted model, not a curated record
AUGAGCAAGAUUAUUAGCCUAGGAAUAUGGGCCCUUGGCCUUUUACUGAUGGCAAGCCAAAAGCAUUCACCACUGCUUUCCAAUAUAGGAUUAUCUGUGCUUGCGUAUAAAGCAACGGCGUUUUUCAUUCCUCGCGUUGGAGCGGCUUUCAUACGUCGAGGAUUUUCAGGAAAAGACAUGAACAAGGUAGAGAAGCGCGUGAUUCCGGAAACCAUGGGAGCCGUUUCUGCAAUGGUGUAUUUCAUGUGCAUGAUAUUAUUUAUCCCGGUCCUAUUUUACAAGUACUUGGUCCCUGAACGAUCUCGAAACCAGCAAGACAAUCCACUCGGAGUCUUGAGUGACGGAUACACUUCCGUAGCUGAGGUCCAGUUUCCUCAUGACCAGCUAGGAGCUUACUUAUCUGCUGUUAUUUCCAUUUUAUCGAUUUCUUUACUUGGUAUAUUUGACGACUUAUUUGAUAUUCGUUGGCGCCAUAAGUUCUUUCUCCCAGCAAUCGCGGCCAUUCCUUUACUAGUAGUUUACUAUGUUGAUUAUGGAGUCACUUAUGUGUCCGUUCCCACUCUUUUACGUCCAUUUUUUCAACGCACUGUCGUAGAUUUGGGAUUUCUGUACUAUAUUUACAUGGCAGCGGUUGCUAUUUUCUGUCCAAAUAGUAUCAACAUUAUUGCAGGCGUGAACGGCGUGGAGGCGGGGCAAUCAUUUGUGAUAGGUCUCGUCGUCCUUUGCAACGACUUAAUUUACGUCUUUCACCCAAGCAACCCUGAAGCUGUGCGUGCUCAUCUUCUAUCCAUCUAUCUCAUCCUUCCUUUACUUGGAGUCACUGCCGGUUUACUAAAAUACAAUUGGUGGCCUUCCCGUGUAUUUGUCGGAGACACGUUUUGCUAUUUCGCCGGAAUGGUUUUAGCUGUUGUGGGUAUUCUGGGACAUUUUUCCAAGACGUUAAUGCUGUUCUUCAUCCCACAGAUCUUUAAUUUUAUACUCUCAGUACCCCAGUUAUUUGGUUUUGUUGAAUGUCCUCGCCAUCGUCUCCCUCGCUUGAACGUGAAAACCGGAUUGCUAGAAAAUUCUUACACGGUAUUUACUGAAGGAGUCCCUUUGCCUACCAAAACGUUACUAACGAUACGUGUAUUCGAAGCAUUUCGUCUUAUUCGUGUUGACUGGGAUCAUAAAACGAAGAGGCCUACUAGAUGCACAAAUUUCACAAUCAUCAACUUCGUUUUAUAUCAUUUCGGUCCUAUGCGAGAAGAUCACUUAACACUUUGCAUCAUGGGAAUCCAACUCGCUGUUGGCUUGUUUGGCUUGAUUAUACGACAUGGGUUCGCUCCAUUAGUGUAUCCUCAAGACAAUAUCUAA